GUGGAGAUUGCUCGACCUGUCCUUCAGUCCCAGCCUUCUGUCGGUCCGCUGGAGGUGGCUCCGCUCGGGUCCUGGUGGAGUCGGAGGUGGCUGUGAGGCUGUAACAGUCUCAGUGACUCGGACCCUGAGUGAUGUCGGAGCCGGAGCCGCAGCCGCGGGGCGUGGAGCAUGACCUCUACCGGGACACGUGGGUUCGAUACCUGGGCUAUGCCAACGAGGUGGGGGAAGCUUUCCGCUCCAUGGUGCCUGCAGCUGUGGUGUGGCUGAGCUAUGGUGUGUCCAGCUCCUACGUGCUGGCCGACGCUAUUGACAAAGGCAAGAAGGCGGGAAAGGUGCCAAGCCAUGAAGCAGGUCGAAGCACCAGGGUGACUGUGGCCGUGGUAGACACCUUUGUGUGGCAGGCUCUGGCCUCUGUGGCCAUCCCAGGCUUCACUAUCAACCGCUUGUGUGCUGCUUCUCUCUAUGUCCUGGGCACUGCCACCCGCUGGCCCCUGUCUGUCCGCAAGUGGACCACCACCACACUUGGGUUGCUGGCCAUCCCCUUCAUCGUCCACCCCAUUGACAGGUCGGUAGACUUCCUCCUGGACUCCAGCCUGCGUAAGCUCUACCCAUCAAUGGGGAAGCCCAGUUCCUCCUGACUCUGCCCUGCUACCUGGCCUGUGGGUUGGUCCACUCACAUAAGGGACUGUGGCUCCUUGACUGUCUAUGGCCCUGGCAUCUGGGUGGGUUGAAGCUGAAAGAAGCUUAGAGUCAAAGGCCUCAAGGAGCAGCUGCUGCAGUGAGUCCCAGAGGUGGGACCCAACCCUCUCUGCAUCAGUGGCAACUGUUGUACAGAAUGGGAGAAGAUCCUGGCUUAAACCUGUCUUUGGAUGGGACAGUUACAUCCUCCCAUGGAGCAUAAGGAUAUUGAGGCCCAGAGAGGGCAAGGAAUAUACCUAAGAUCACAUGGCAAGCUGAGUACCAGGAUGUCCAGCUGCUCAGCUAAGUUACUUUGUGGCAGUGUGGCUCAAGGAUUCAGGGAGAAACACAGAAGCACAGCAUUUGGGACAACUCAGGGCAGAUUCUCCAGCCAGCCCAUCCCUGCUGCAGGAGCUGCUGGGGCUUGACUGGAAGGUAGGACAGCCGUGAACUAAGUGCUGGUCCAAUAAACCUUUAAGAAGUUG
This is a messenger RNA of Nannospalax galili (Upper Galilee mountains blind mole rat), 1163 nucleotides long. It is a transcript of the gene Mtfp1, whose product is annotated as mitochondrial fission process 1. Gene Ontology annotation, biological process: mitochondrial fission. Gene Ontology annotation, cellular component: mitochondrion. The record is from RefSeq and is a predicted model, not a curated record. Lineage: Eukaryota; Metazoa; Chordata; Mammalia; Rodentia; Spalacidae. The transcript is spliced from 4 exons. The coding region runs from base 132 to 638 and encodes 168 amino acids.